Messenger RNA from Brassica rapa (field mustard), 2717 nucleotides. RefSeq names its product TLC domain-containing protein 4-like. Lineage: Eukaryota; Viridiplantae; Streptophyta; Magnoliopsida; Brassicales; Brassicaceae. Gene Ontology annotation, biological process: lipid homeostasis. Gene Ontology annotation, cellular component: membrane; endoplasmic reticulum. The record is from RefSeq and is a predicted model, not a curated record.
GGGUAUAGGGUUUAAUAUUUUGCUGAAGAUUUAACAAUAUUUAUUUAUUUAUUUUUUGUAACUAUUUUUAUGUAUUUUUAUUAUUUUAUUUUAAAGAUAUAAUCUAAUUUGGAUAUUCAAUUUUAUUUCCUUUUUUAAAAGAUAUCAAAUUUCAAAUACUCAAUCACUAUUGGUUGGUGAACCUAGAGGUUCACCAUAGGGGGUGAACCUAAGUAUUUCUCCUAAACUUAGUAUACUUGUCAGAUUUAACGUGACAAAAAUGAAAAGCAUAUCGCAGAAAAUCAUGUUGUUAAAAUGAACGUUACAAAUUCUCAAGUCUAUGAGUCAACUGCACUAAUAUAAAACAACUUCAAACUUUUGUUUUGAUUUCUGUACAUGAUAAAAUCAACAAGAAACGGUGAGUUUCUUCACCAACAUGAAUAUUUUGUUCGUCUUUCUGAAGUUAACUUGUUUCUUGGGUCAAUUUCAAGUGGUCCAUACUAGUUUCAACUCGUAUGUUAGGUUAGCAUCUUCACGCUAAAAAGCCUACCAAACACUGAACAACAAGUGGUUUUAGUUCAAUAUGUUAGAAAAUAGAUCACUUCAGUCUUGUUUUUAUCUUGCAUCUGUUAGGGUUGAAUGGUAGUGCUUUUCUUUGUAAAACCUGCUUUAUAUAUAUUUUUGAUUUUUGAUUUUUUAAGUUUUCAUUUUGCAUUGUUUCAGAUUUUUUUCUCUGUGUGAAUAUAUGAUAUACUUAAUAAAAAUCCCUUGAAAACAAAUAACAUAUUUAUAUUUUUAAAAUUUAAUAUAGAUAUAUUAACAUGGAUUACCUUUUAUUUAGUUAAAAUUAAUGAUAAAUAUUGAAUUUCAAAUAUCCUAGACUUUUCUUAUUUUAGUUAAAUAUUUUAAUCAUAUAUACAUUACUCAAAUAUACAUAUAUAUAUAUAAUUAUAUAUAUACACAUAUAGAUUAUAAAUUUUGGUUCAAUCGUACUCACUAAAUACAUGCUUUGCGUCUCGUGACUUUACUUUCUGUACAAAACUUGAAAAAACUUACUCGCCAAAUACCAAGUUUUUUGCAGAGAGAAACAUUCCUCCUAAAAUCCAGCUAAUUUUCCUUUUAAAGACAAAACCAAACUAAAAGAAAUCAUUUCUUGUUUUUCUAUAUUAAAAGAUAGAUUAUUUCCUUAAUUAACUUAUUUCUCCAAUGGAGUAUCUUGCAAACUCGAUAUAAAUGUCUAAAAAGGUUGAGUUUUAUAGUUCAUACAUACAACCUUUUCUGCUUGUUUCAGCAUGAUUACCUAAUUACAUGUCUACCAUUCUUUAAGCAAAACCCAUUUGGUUUUCUUUGUUAAUUAAUUAUUGGAGUAAAUAAUUGAGAAGCGAAUCUUCUCUCUCUGAUUAUUAAUCUAUUUAUGUUGACAAAAAAAAAUCUAUUUAUUAUUAUUAUUAUUUUCUCUCUCGAUUAUUCUUAAGAGAACUACUUGUGAGUUUCAGUUACUUGGAUGAGUUCUUGAAGUUUCAGAAGAAAGACCAUCUUUUUCGCAUCGUCUAUGUAACGCCAAUUCUACUUCAUCUUCUUGGCGUUUCUUCUGCAGCUUUUUGCGGUUCACGUGUUAUUUGCUUUUGGUUCUAUCUUUUUUUUGGUUCUGAUGUAUUUCUCACAAAACCAUUCCUAUAAGCUAUAUUGCUAUAAGGUUAGAUUUUCUUGUAAUUUUUUAUUUAAUAUGUUAGGGAGAAUGACUUUGAUUGAUUCUCUUUCUCUGUUCUUGUUUAUGUAUUUUAGUAUUGAUAUGAAUCUUUAAAGACGUUAAAUUUGAGAGGAAGAACUAAAUUCCAUUCACCACAAAAGAUCAAGACCUAGAGACAGUCAUGGACAUCAAGUCUUACAAGAGUCAUGCAGAGGGUUUUGUUAAACACUUUCUAUUAGCAGAUCAUUUUCUUCCAUACACUUCUGUUCUUGCUGGAAUCUUUCUCUGCAAGAUGGUCUAUGAUAUUACCCAGUCAUUCAGCUCAAUUCAUAUCAAAUCAUACUCAGCUCUCACAAAAGUGGAGAGAACUGAAUGGAACAACAGGGGAAUUUCUACACUCCAUGCGAUCUUUAUCUCAUUGAUGGCACUCUACUUUGUAUUAUUCUCUGAUUUGUUUUCUGACCAAAGAAGUCUUCAAGGCCUUAUAGUGUUUCGCAGCUCGCCUCUAUCUAGCUUUGGUUUAGGGAUUUUCCAUCACUGCUUAUCUGGAGUAGCAGUAGCUUAUUCUCUGUUCUCCGGAGAAGCUCCGCUUUACACAUAUAUGGUUUUACUCUCUGAGGUGACUACACCAGAGAUCAAUCUUAGGUGGUACCUUGACAUUUCUGGUUUGAAGCGAUCUAAGGCUUAUCUUAUUAAUGGAGUUGCUAUUUUCUUGGCUUGGUUGACAGCAAGAAUCCUUCUCUUCGUCUACAUGUUUUACCAUGUGUAUGUACACUAUGAUCAGGUGGCAAUGAUGCAUCCAUUCGGUUAUCUACUGGUUUUUGUCGUACCGGUUGCAUUGAGUGUCAUGAACUUGAUGUGGUUUGGUAAGAUAGUUAAGGGACUGAUGAAAACUCUUGAGAAAAGACAAUAAGGAAUGAGUUUUUUCCCGAAUGUAAAUAUAAAGUUCUUAUGAAGAAUCUUACAGGUUAUAAUCAAUAGACCACGCUACAAUUGUCGGUGCGGUUACCGUUUCAGUUUUCUCAAAACAACUCUUUGUUUUGACGUA